Molecule: messenger RNA, 462 nt
Organism: Prorocentrum cordatum
Lineage: Eukaryota; Dinophyceae; Prorocentrales; Prorocentraceae
Source: the annotation of a GenBank genome assembly
AUGCUCAGCGAGAUGCGGGAGGUGAAGCUGGAGCUAGACGCCAUCAGCUACAAUGCUGGGAUCAGCGCGUGCGAGAAGGGCGAGCAGUGGCAGCGGGUGCUGGCGCUGCUGAGCGAGAUGUGGGAGGCGAAGGUGAGGCCCGACUCUAUCUACGCGGAGCACGCACCGAGUCUGUGGCAGAAGGCUUGUGGCGCGAGCGGCGUGGUGCAACGCCUACGCCGCCAGCUCUGGUGCAAGCGGCGUGGUGCAAGCGGUGGUGCAAGGCGGCGUGGUGCAAGCGAGUCUGUGGUGCAGGCGGCGUGGUGCAGCGCCUGUGCCGCCAGCUGUGCCGCGAGCCGUGCGGCGGCACCAUGCACUGAGGCGGCCAUGGACGGGCACCGGGCGAAGCCUCGGCACUCCCCGCGCAGCGACGCAGCCGCCGGCUCGAGCAGCACUGCGUCGGCACACGCUCAAGGUGAGUGA